Rhinopithecus roxellana (golden snub-nosed monkey) is the source of this 2997-nucleotide messenger RNA. RefSeq names its product neuronal differentiation 1 (gene NEUROD1). Bases 248 to 1318 code for a protein of 356 amino acids. The transcript has 2 exons. Gene Ontology annotation, biological process: regulation of DNA-templated transcription; nervous system development. Gene Ontology annotation, molecular function: protein dimerization activity. NCBI's taxonomy places the organism in Eukaryota, Metazoa, Chordata, Mammalia, Primates, Cercopithecidae. The record is from RefSeq and is a predicted model, not a curated record.
GGGGAGGAGGGGAGAACCGGGAGCGCACAGCCUGGACGCGUGCGCAGGCGGCAGGCGCAGAGACCUGCUAGCCCCUCAGCUAGCAGCCCCGCCCGCGCUUAGCAUCACUAACUGGGCUAUAUAACCUGAGCGCCCGCGCGGCCAGGACACGAGGAAUUCGCCCACGCAGGAGGCACGGCGUCCGGAGGCCCCAGGGUUAUGAGACUUUCACUGCUCAGGACCUACUAACAACAAAGGAAAUCUAAACAUGACCAAAUCGUACAGCGAGAGUGGGCUGAUGGGCGAACCUCAGCCCCAAGGUCCUCCAAGCUGGACAGACGAGUGUCUCAGUUCUCAAGACGAGGAGCAUGAGGCAGACAAGAAGGAGGACGACCUCGAAGCCAUGAACGCAGAGGAGGACUCACUGAGGAAUGGGGGAGAGGAGGAGGACGAAGACGAGGACCUGGAAGAGGAGGAAGAAGAGGAAGAGGAGGAUGACGACCAAAAGCCCAAGAGACGCGGCCCCAAAAAGAAGAAGAUGACCAAGGCUCGCCUGGAGCGUUUUAAAUUGAGACGCAUGAAGGCUAACGCCCGGGAGCGGAACCGCAUGCACGGACUGAACGCGGCCCUAGACAACCUGCGCAAGGUGGUGCCCUGCUAUUCUAAGACGCAGAAGCUGUCCAAAAUUGAGACUCUGCGCUUGGCCAAGAACUACAUCUGGGCUCUGUCGGAGAUCCUGCGCUCAGGCAAAAGCCCAGACCUGGUCUCCUUCGUUCAGACGCUUUGCAAGGGCUUAUCCCAACCCACCACCAACCUGGUUGCGGGCUGCUUGCAACUCAAUCCUCGGACUUUUCUGCCUGAACAGAACCAGGACAUGCCCCCGCACCUGCCGACGGCCAGCGCUUCCUUCCCUGUACACCCCUACUCCUACCAGUCGCCUGGGCUGCCCAGUCCGCCUUACGGCACCAUGGACAGCUCCCAUGUCUUCCACGUCAAGCCGCCGCCUCACGCCUACAGCGCAGCACUGGAGCCCUUCUUUGAAAGCCCUCUGACAGAUUGCACCAGCCCUUCCUUUGAUGGACCCCUCAGCCCGCCGCUCAGCAUCAAUGGCAACUUCUCUUUCAAACACGAACCGUCCGCCGAGUUUGAGAAAAAUUAUGCCUUUACCAUGCACUAUCCUGCAGCGACCCUGGCAGGGGCCCAAAGCCACGGAUCAAUCUUCUCGGGCACCGCUGCCCCUCGCUGCGAGAUCCCCAUAGACAAUAUUAUGUCCUUCGAUAGCCAUUCACAUCAUGAGCGAGUCAUGAGUGCCCAGCUCAAUGCCAUCUUUCAUGAUUAGAGGCACGCCAGUUUCACCAUUUCCGGGAAACGAACCCACUGUGCUUACAGUGACUGUCGUGUUUACAAAAGGCAGCCCUUUGGGUACUACUGCUGCAAAGUGCAAAUACUCCAAGCUUCAAGUGAUAUAUGUAUUUAUUGUCAUUACUGCCUUUGGAAGAAACAGGGGAUCAAAGUUCCUGUUCACCUUAUGUAUUAUUUUCUAUAGCUCUUCUAUUUAAAAAAAAAAAAAAAUACAGUAAAGUUAAAGAAAUGCACCACGCAUUUGGUGUAGCUGUAUUCAGAUCGUAUUAAUUAUCUGAUCGGGAUAACAAAAUCACAAGCAAUAAUUAGGAACUAUGCAAUUUUUAAACUAGUAAUGGGCCAAUUAAAAUAUAUAUAAAUAUAUAUUUUUCAACCAGCAUUUUACUACUUGUUACCUUUCCCAUGCUGAAUUAUUUUGUUGUGAUUUUGUACAGAAUUUUUAAUGACUUUUUAUAAUGUGAAUUUCCUAUUUUAAAACCAUGCAGCUUCAUCAAUUUUUAUACAUAUCAGAAAAGUAGAAUUAUAUCUAAUUUAUACAAAAUAAUUUAACUAAUUUAAACCAGCAGAAAAGUGCUUAGAAAGUUAUUGUGUUGCCUUAGCACUUCUUUCCUCUCUAAUUGUAAAAAAAAAAAAAAAAAAAAAAAAAAAAUUGCACAAUUUGAGCAAUUCAUUUCACUUUAAAGUCUUUCCCUCUCCCUAAAAUAUAAACCAGAAUCAUAAUUUUCAAGAGAAUAAAAAAUUAAGAGAUGCAUUCCCUAUCAAAACAUAUCAAUUCAACACAUUAGUUGCACAAGCUUGUAUAUACAUAUUAUAAAUAAAUGCCAACAUACCCUUCUUUAAAUCAAAAGCUGCUUGACUAUCACAUACAAUUUGCACUGUUACUUUUUAGUCUUUUACUCCUUUGCAUUCCAUGAUUUUACAGAGAAUCUGAAGUUAUUGAUGUUUCCAGAAAAUAUAAAUGCAUGAUUUUAUACAUAGUCACAAAAAUGGUGGUUUGUCAUAUAUUCAUGUAAUAAAUCUGAGCCAAAACUAAUCAGGUUGUUAAUGUUGGGAUUUAUAUCUAUUGUAGUCAAUUAGUACAGUAGCUUAAAUAAAUUCAAACCAUUUAAUUCAUAAUUAGAACAAUAGCUAUUGCAUGUAAAAUGCAGUCCAGAAUAAGUGCUGUUUGAGAUGUGAUGCUGGUACCACUGGAAUCGAGCUGUACUGUAAUUUUGUUUGUAAUCCUGUAUAUUAUGGUGUAAUGCACAAUUUAGAAAACAUUCAUCCAGUUGCAAUAAAAUAGUAUUGAAAGUCAGAGCAAUUGUUGCAUUUCUUCCUAAAGGGAUUUUGUUUUUAUUUCUGGGGAAAAUAGUCGCUUUUUUUGCUGAGUUAAAAAAUACUAAACACUUUAUGUAGAAUAAAAGAAUAGAAAAAAGGUUUACCUUGGCACAUGUUCUUGUCUGUUUAUCUUGCACAGGGAAUCAUCAGCUCUUUGUAGAUAAUGAAAAGACCUAAUUGAUAUUUCAUUAUUUGGAAUAUGGGACUGGACAGAGGUACAAACAGUGUGUUUUUUCUCUGUUUUAGGUAGCUUAGCCUUUAGGCUUUUAUUUCCAUUUUUUAAAAUGAUUGUUACAUGUUUUCUUCUAUUUCUUUUUUUAAAAAGGUGGAUUUUAUUAA